Messenger RNA from Limulus polyphemus (Atlantic horseshoe crab), 3130 nucleotides. Its product is annotated as CD151 antigen-like. NCBI's taxonomy places the organism in Eukaryota, Metazoa, Arthropoda, Merostomata, Xiphosura, Limulidae. The record is from RefSeq and is a predicted model, not a curated record. Gene Ontology annotation, cellular component: membrane. The transcript has 9 exons. Bases 250 to 990 code for a protein of 246 amino acids.
UUAAACACUUGUUGUCAUCUAAGCAUUGUGUAUUGGACACCGUGUAACAAAAGGGAAAACUAUUAAUUAACAAUUGUUCUAAGCUGUUAAUGAGAAGCUGACUGUAUAAAUGAUUUAACAGUUUAAUUGCCUUCUUACUGAAGAGAGACCAUCGGAAAAAUUGUUAGUCAUUUUGUGAAUCUACCAAUCUAAAUCAAAAGUGCGUGAAAGAACUCUGGCUACUUGAAAGAAAGUAAAAACAGAUUCAAAAUGGUUGAGGGUUGUCGAAAAGCCAUCAAGUAUGCCAUGCUUAUGGCCAAUUUACUUAUCUUGAUUGGCGGAAUCGUAGUUUUUUCUAUAGGAGUGUGGACGUUGGCAGACAAAGCAUUCAUGGAAAGCCUGCUAGGCAGCAACCUAUAUGUCAGCUCUGCUGCCAUUCUCAUUGCUACUGGUGUAAUAGUUAUUAUCAUUGCUUUUCUAGGAUGCAUGGGAGCUUUUAAAGAAAUCAAAUGUAUGCUUUUAACGUUCUUCAUAAUCCUUUUUAUGAUAUUUAUCACGAUGCUUGUGGGUGGAAUUCUGGGAUACGUCUUCAGAAAUGAGGUGGAUGAACAUAUGCACAGUGAGAUGUUGAAGACAGUCAAGCAGUACAUGAACGAUACACCAGUAACAGAAGCGUGGGACGCAGUACAGGAAAAGUUUGAGUGCUGCGGGAUGAUACCUGGCGAAGAUACUUCGCACCAGCCAUACAAGAUUUGGAUGGAUAUGAACCACAAUUUCAAGAUGACAGGUCCUCAGGUCCCAUCUAGCUGUUGUAAGUCAAAAGCGUUGCUUUCUCAGUGUCAGAGGAACCCAUCGGAGGAAACCACGUGGAUGAAAGGAUGUUAUGAAGAACUAAAAGAAUUCGUGAAGAGGCAUGCUAUAAUCGUUGGUGGCAUAGGCAUAGGAAUUUCCUGUGUUUUGAUUUUGGGAAUGGUUUUCUCCUGCGCCCUCUUUUUGUUGAUAGGAAGCUAAACGUUUUGUUAUUGCAGUCAAACUACUGCUACGCCAUCUGGGUACUUAGCCACAAACUUUUUAUUUUAUUUUUAUUUUUUGAAUUCAAAGAAACUUUGUGUUAGUCAGCCAGAGAUUUGAUAAAAGUGCCUAUAUUCAGACUAUUUGAAAAACACCAAUUCAAAUGGUAACUAGUAUUUCAGUAAUGAAAAUCUUGUGGCUUGUUUUUUAUGUUAUGUUUUAAAAUAUUUUGUCUGAAAAAAAAGAAGAACCAGCACGACAUUAGGAAUUGUUCCUUCUGGCAAGAAAACAAAUAUUUUCUCCAAAGACUCACCACUGGUAACGCCAGUAACUUACUGUUUUUAUUUCUGAAAAAUGACAUUUUUAUUUCUCGAGAAUGUUCAAAAACCAGCAGGAUUUUAUUCAUUUUAAGUCAACCAUAUCAGGUAACAACCAACAAACGUACACCAAUGAUGAUUAUGAUGUGGGCAUUUCUGUCCUUGUUCUUCUUCCCUUUACCAGUUUGUUAGAAUUCGGCUAGUGACACAAAUUUAACUGCGUGCAGCAGCAUCACAAACACCAGUCCACACAAGCCGUCACUGAGAGGACCAGAAAAGGUGAAAGUUGGAGGAUUCUAGGUCAGGAGGGGGAAUAUUGUCAAUCCGCACUAAUCAAACGCAGUCGCCACACAACGAGUAGAUGGGAUCUGGCAGAGGACAUUUUCCAACAGUAGACAUAUGUUAACUUAUUAAUACUAUCAUUCCUCAGUCAUUACUGUAUCAUAUAUCCAACGUAUGGGAGAGAAAAUCUUUAUACUUUCUGAACAUCCCUCAUACAAUAUGAACUACUUAUUGUAGUAUCAUUUAAACUUUUAAAGCAAGCGAGUUCAGUAGCGCUUAUGAACUGAAUCAAAAUGAUUCAUGAAAAAUCUGUUUAAUGUCAUGACAGAAGUAGUAGUGUUUUUCCAAGGGUAUGAAAUAUGAAUGACUUUUGAUAACAAAACCAAAAAGUAUGAUCCCUACUUAAUAUUCCAAGACAACUAUAUUUGAAAAUUAACAUUGGUAUUAAACUAAAAUUAAGAUCUUCCCUGAAGAAAAAAAAAUAUUGUUAUCCUUAUGAUAUUUAUCCUGUAUAUAUGGAGCUCCUAAGUAAUAUACUGCAUGACAGUGGAUUUCGGUGUUCGUAGUGAAAAUAUUACAGAAUAAAUACCAGUUCAAAUAAAUCAAAAUUACUUGUGUAACUACACAGAAAAUGUUUAAAUCUAGUGUUUGAAAAAUACAUCUAAAUUUGGAACUUACUAUUUAUUUAUAUGGCAUCAUUUAUAAUAAUUAUAACGAUAGUAUGGGGUUUUGAAUCUGAAGUCAUUUUCUUAAUAUCUGGAAACAAAUGUUGUUAUACUGGUAGUUUUACGUACUAAAAAAGUAGGAUUAUACAACCAAACUUAUAGCCUAGUUCUGUCGUUUGGUUGAUCUUAAAUGUGGAGCACAGCAAAUACGCUGCUCAUAUCAUACGACAUGGUUAAAAUAGUAUCAUUCAUUAGAUACGUGUAAAAAACGUAACAUUACAUUCUUGCCAUUGUAUGUUUAGAAAUAAAGAUAAACACUUACAUUCCUGAAAUGACGUAGAUCAUUAUACUAUCAAAAACUGUAUGUUUAAAAUAUUGAAGAUGCAGUGAACUUUAUUUGAUUUGUUACCAUAAAAAAUGUCCCUUUUUUCACCACGUGAUUUCUUUGAAAAAACAACAACUCGAAAUUCAAACUGUUCCAUUUCAUAUUUUGAUGUUUAAAACAAUUGACAAAAAUCAUUAUAUUGUUUUAUUUCAUGAUUGUCUUGUCAAUCUUUGUUCAUUUAGUAAAGUGUUUCGCAUUGGCUUUUUUUUUUAAAUCGCACUUGAUAGACUUUUAAAUGUUGUAAUGGUUUGUUGACCAAGUUUGUCUGUAUGAACAUUUUUAGAUGCUAUAGAAUAGUUGGCAUGAAGAUUAUUAGAUGUCUAGCUGGCUUGUGCACUUUUUGCAUCCUAGCCUCAAAGUACUUAAGCCUUAAGGCCAUGCAGGCAUGCGCACUGCAUGUAGAACUUUGCAUUCUGCAUGCUAUGAUGUAAAUUCUGUAUCAUGUAGUCUAGAUGUAUUUAUUAAUUGAAUAAAUGGUUGUACACAAAGAA